AUGUCCCAAAACAUACUCAUCGUGGGUGCGUCUGGUUACAUUGGCGGCACGGUCCUCAACUCUUUGCUGUCCUCAGGCGUGCUGCCGACUGCCAACAUACGGGGAGCGGUUCGUUCCGAUGCUCAGGCAGACGAAUUGAGAAAUCUUGGUAUUCAGGCUGUUAAGAUUACUCUGACAGACCAUGAUGCAGUAGCUCGCGCAGUGCUGGACAAUCACAUCGACAUUGUACUUCAUACUGCCAGCUCGAUGGACUUCUCACUGGCAGAACCGUUGCUACAUGCGUUGAAGAAACGAAAGGAUGCCACUUCGGGCGUUACCGCUUUUGCCGACAAGGCAGGCUGGACACAUGGUUUGGUGAAGGAGUCGGACGAUAUAUACGAUCUACAGCGCCAGGCAGCUGAAUCGUACGUUGUUCGGGAGACCGACACAGCCGUUGCGAGGGUUGGAGAAGAACUUGGAGUAUUUGCGUACAUUGUUGUUCCGCCGUUGGUUUAUGGAAACGGCACAGGCACAGGGAACACGCAAUCGGUUCAGAUACCCAUCUUGAUCCGCGCCGCAGCUGCUCAUAAGCAAGUAUAUCAGUUCAGUGAGGACGCGGUAAUGUUCAACCUGUAUCCAUCCCAUCAGAUAACCAAGCUGACUGGAGAGCAGACAUGGCCUGCAGUUCAUGUCAUCGACCUUGCAAACUACUACGUAUCACUCAUCCGGCGUAUCGUACAACAAGGCCCUCUAGCAUCUGGCAAGAAGGGAUACUACCUUGUUCGCAGCCACGACGUCACCUUUCACGAGAUCGCCGAAGCUCUCGGAAAGGAGUUGUAUCAACGGAAACUUGUGGACAGCCCACAUCCCGCAACAUGGCCUAGCGAUGAGGUGGCGGUUAAGGCGUUGGGGUUGCCGCUCUAUUACACACGUCUUGCGUGGAGUUCCACUGCCUUGGUGCAAUCCGAGCGGCACAAGGAUCUAGGCUGGCACCCGGAAUGGAACCACGAUCGUUUCUUAGCUGAAAUUGGAGAAAGCAUCGAUCCUGCUCUUCAGGCAGAGACUGUUGCGGGGUCUCUCGCCAGUCUUAGCACCUCCUGA
Molecule: messenger RNA, 1080 nt
Organism: Colletotrichum karsti
Lineage: Eukaryota; Fungi; Ascomycota; Sordariomycetes; Glomerellales; Glomerellaceae
Exons: 7
Coding region: 1-1080 (359 amino acids)
Source: RefSeq, a predicted model, not a curated record